UUUCAUUUUUGUUUUCAUCUGAAAACCGAUCGCACAUCGAGUCCAACGGUUGUUCUCGUUUCCGAUAUGGAAUCGCUCCAACAGCAGCAUCAGCACCAUUUAUCGGGAAGUGAGGUUGCCGGUACUCCUAUCACAACGAUCACCACGACCAGCACCACCAGCUCCACCGCCGCAGUGCUACUUGCCGACCUGAGUUCAAUUCGCAUAAAAGGCGACGAAUUGUCGCGGUCUGCUUCAUCUCCUUUGAUGAGCAGCCGAUCGAAGGAAAUACCCGGCCUGGACAGCCAACGGUCUAGCCACUGUCCGGUGGUACGGGAGGGUCCCGCGCUGGGUUGCAAUUUCUGCUGGAACACAAAGAGGAUACUGCGACGGAAAACCAAGUACCACUGUCCCGAGUGCCAGACGAACUUGUGCAUUGCGCCCUGCUUCCAGGAGUAUCACGAACGCCAAUCGGCGGAGAACCCUGCCCCCACCAGCAACGACAGCGGAAGCGGCUGUGUGUAUGGUGUAGGUGGAUUGUACGCAAAAGUGGAUCUCCGAUUUGUUGAGAACCUUUACUUUUGCGGAAUUGUGUCAUUCUCUUUGUUGCUUUUGAUGGGUAAGAAUAGAACACACAUUCAGACUAUUGCUAGGAAGAAACAUUUUUUGUAACGCUGCCUCCGGCUUGGAUCGCUCCCCCGAUCACGCGCGUCUACCGUGGAAAAUCAA
Molecule: messenger RNA, 708 nt
Organism: Armigeres subalbatus
Lineage: Eukaryota; Metazoa; Arthropoda; Insecta; Diptera; Culicidae
Exons: 2
Coding region: 67-651 (194 amino acids)
Source: RefSeq, a predicted model, not a curated record